AUGCGAACAUGUCAACCUCGUGCUUUGGUUCGUCUCUCUUCAAAUGCAGAUCUUAUGUAUGUAACCUCGGUCUGGUUGACCGUUGCAUUUACUUCGGAUCGAUACAUGAUGAUCUGUCAUCCGUUCACUGCAAAACGUUGGUGCACUGUACGCCUGGCCAAAUGCAUCAUUUUCACCAUAUAUCUGGCAAGCGUGAUCUAUGGGAUUCCGCGCUAUUUCGAAUACACCGAAUUCGAACUCGUCAUUCCACCCGAUGUUCUGAUCGACUCCGAAAUGACCAAAGCACUGGGUUUUGAAGAUACGAAGAAACCUGCAAAUCAUACUGAACAGCGUGUUGUUUGGUAUGAUUUAUCGGAAUUCGGACGUUCCGAAAGCUUUCGUAGCAUCUAUCAUUUGUGGUCAUGGAAUUUACUGGUUGUUGGAAUUCCACUGCUCACUAUUGCUAUUAUGAACAGCUUUCUGAUUCGGGAAAUUCCUGCAGCUAUCAGUCACAUCAGUUGGGCAGUAAUACCACCAAAGGAAACACAGAAACUAUUUUGGUUUCUGCUGAACGAGAUUGGAAAUCUGCUCAUUGUGGUCAAUUCGGCAAUUAAUUUGAUUCCGUACUAUAUUUUCAGUCGUCGGUUCCGACGUCAAUUCACUCAGAUGCUUUGUCCAUUCCGGAUCGUCCGCGACAACGGACUGCAUUGUGUCUACAUCCCCCGUUGGUUGGCGGAUAAUUUGGCCAAAGAUGCUUCAGAUAACGCAUGCACCACCGGUGCUUUGGGCGGUGGUCCUCCGACUAACAAAAUUGUUGGUUUGAGACAAACAUUGUACGCCUAUGGAUUGGUUCGUCAUAUGAGCAUUAUACCGCCCACUAGACCGAAUAAUACAGAAAACAACGAAAUGAGAAGGUUCACAAAUCGAAGUUCCAGCACACGACCAGAACGUGCAGCAAGGUACUCAGGACAACCUCGCAAUAGUUAUGGGACUGGAAGGUGCUCUCAAGUACCAUCACAGCACCCGGAAAAUAGUUUUACAAACUUUGAACCAAGUACCAUGCAGGCUACCAUUUUACAAACGCAUGAGCGAGUGGAAGGUAAAUAUUCUUCCUCGGUGGUGCAUGCAAAAGAUUAUUCCCACGUAUCAACCUCGGGAUUGCAAUCCAUGCCCAAUAAACGAUAA
Echinostoma caproni is the source of this 1164-nucleotide messenger RNA. Lineage: Eukaryota; Metazoa; Platyhelminthes; Trematoda; Plagiorchiida; Echinostomatidae. The record is from the annotation of a GenBank genome assembly.